AUGCAACCGGACUCCCGAUAAAAGAGCUUGUUAUGCCACUAAUGGGCAGCUCCAAGGUGCGAAAAGACACGAAACUGACACGGGGACAGGUAUUGGUAUUGGUUAUUAGAAGAAAUUAGGAUUUUUUUAUUUAUUUUAAAUAAAAGUGAAAAUGAGGUGGAAAUGAGAUGACAAUUUUAAAAAUAUUUUUUUUUUAAAUUGCCACAUCACACAUUUUAACGGUCAACUUUUAGAGUUGACCGCCACGUAAGCAAAAGUUAACGGAGUUGGACGGAGAGUGACCAAACGUAAACGAUUUCCGUAAAAUAAAGUAUCACCAAUGAAUUUAAAUAUUUUGAGUGACCAAACUUGAACGUUUUUUGUAAUCUCAGUGACCAACAAUGCAAUUAACCCAUAAUUGGCGGAUAUGCAAUUCCAACCCAUUCCAUUAUAUGUAUGAAUUUGGUGUAAAUAAUCUAAGCUUAUGAUAUGUUUGGUGAUCCACUUUGAUAUUUUGUUUCGGAUUUGUCACUAAUUUUUUUUUUUAUUGUAUUAGCGGUUACUUGGUUUAAAUAUAUCAUCAUUAAUCACCAACCCUACAUAGUUGUAUGUCCAUCGGCUGCAUUUCUAACUCUAAUGUUCUGCAGAAUACUGUAUUAAUUGAGAAUAGGGAUGGCCAAAAUGAGACUAACUCCUAAAUAGCCGUCCAAGUCCAAAUCUGACUUGACUAAGUAGAAUAAAGUUCGAAUUGAAUGAACUAGCUCUGAUGAUUUGAAAAAAAAAGUCGAACACGGUUGCGGAUAUUGUCGAUAAUUGGUGGGAAUAAUUCCUCUUUUGGGCCGCUUCACCUAUCCUUAUGGAACGGUCCGUGGAGCAUCUGUCUUGGUUUUAGCCCCAUCUCCUCGGGUCACGUGGUGCUGGGGAAUGCUGGCCCAUGGGGUUUCAAGUCGCGGCUCUACGUUCUCAACAUGAGUGGAGCAUCUGUCUUGCGAUCUAUGGGUACUGGUAUUCUUGUGGCCGUAGCACCUCUGCCGCUCGCGCUGAAUCCGAUCUAUGGGAGUACUGUUUUCGGUGGUGGUCAAUCCUAAAUUCGAGGAUCCUAAUAAGAAGCGCAAGAAGAUUUUGGUCGGGGCGAUGAGUUUGAAGGAUUUGGCUGGGCUAAACCACCCAGCAAACAUGACUCAGCGUCCCGCAAGUCUCCAAGAGUUCGUCCCGUCCCUGGAGAAGCUGGAAGAUUUUCUUACUGCCGAAUACUCGGGGUAUUUAGGGGGUAAGGGAUGGGUGAUGGCGCUGGACCCUCAUGACAAGAUGGUGUUGAAUUUAAGGAUCAUCUCUUGACCUGCAAGUUUGAACUGUUCGAAAAGCCGAAAGAUGCUGCUGCUGCUGCCGCCUGCUCGAAUGGCAAAUCAUCAAGUCGUGACUAUGACUGCAACAUUUUGUCUCAUAAGCUCUACGUAGACUGCUUCCCUCACAACUCGGAACCUUUAUAUACCUUCACUCCUGCAGACUACUAUCGGGUGCUUAUGUAGACAGACUACCAUCAAUAUAUAUGUAUCCAGUUU
Linum trigynum is the source of this 1541-nucleotide messenger RNA. NCBI's taxonomy places the organism in Eukaryota, Viridiplantae, Streptophyta, Magnoliopsida, Malpighiales, Linaceae. The record is from the annotation of a GenBank genome assembly.